Molecule: messenger RNA, 4687 nt
Organism: Lacerta agilis (Sand lizard)
Lineage: Eukaryota; Metazoa; Chordata; Lepidosauria; Squamata; Lacertidae
Gene: SUN1
Product: Sad1 and UNC84 domain containing 1
Biological process (GO): nuclear envelope organization
Cellular component (GO): meiotic nuclear membrane microtubule tethering complex; nuclear envelope
Molecular function (GO): protein-membrane adaptor activity
Source: RefSeq, a predicted model, not a curated record
GACGCUGGGAAGCCAUUUUGGGAUUCUGCAGUGUGGAACAGAAAGAAUGCGCUGUCAACUCUCAAACUUGUUUUGAGUUAUUGGGCAGGAGAUCGCCCCAUCCUGGAACACAAUGCUGAAUUAAAGUAUUCUUCCUUCCUUCUCUGUGGGAUGAAUGAUGCUGCAUUUUGAAAAGAUCCAGGUUUGAAGUAUGAUUUGAAACAGUGACCAUGGAUUUUUCACGUCUUCACACGUAUACCCCUCCCCAAUGUGUGCCAGAGAACACUGGCUAUACUUAUGCACUCAGUUCAAGCUACUCAUCAACAGCUCUAGAUUUUGAGACUGAACACAAACUGGACCCUGUUGACUCCCCAAGAAUGUCAAGGCGCAGCUUACGUUUGUCUGCUGCAACAUAUAACACACCUGAGGAUACACACAAUGAAGGCAUCUUUGUUGGUGGCAGCGGCUCCUAUGGCGGGGAAAAGGCAACUAAGUUUGUAAAGCAGCGUCAAAGUGUGGUGAAACAGUCUGGCUCUGUAAGACAUACCCCAAGAAAAAGUGUGCCCAGCUCUUCCAGUUUUAGCCACAGUAGUCAGUACCACGCAAGUGAUGGAUCUUUAAUGUCAACCAUAUUGGAUGAGUCUUCAAUACAGGAGCAGACAGCUGUUGACCAUUUUUGGGGUCUUGAUGAUGAUGGUGAUCUCAAAGGUGGAGACACUACAGUGAUUCAGGGCAAUGGUGACUUAGCAACAGCUGAGAACCAGACAACGCUGAGCAAUGGGUAUACCUGCAGUGACUGCAGCAUGCUUUCUGAGCGGAAGGAGGUCCUCACAGCAUUCUCGGCUGCUCGCAUGCCAUCCUCAAGAAUUUACUCCAGGGAUCGAAGCCAAAAACAAACUCACUCUAGCUACUGUGGAAGCAUGAAUGUAAAAGAAUUUCUCAGGGAAGAUGGCCACCUGGGUAUGAAUGGAGAAUCAAUGUGUUACUUCUUGCUACAUAUGUUACAAAGAAUGGGAACAGCAGGAUGGUUUGUGUCCAGGAAGAUUUUGUCACUCCUUUGGCUAGCUGUUGUGUCUCCAGGGAAGGCAGCUGCAGGAGUGUUCUGGUGGCUUGGGACUGGAUGGUAUCAACUUGUUACUCUGAUUUCUUUGCUGAAUGUGUUCCUUCUUACAAGAUGCCUUCCAAAGAUAUUCAGACUGCUGUUGUUUCUCCUCCCACUAUUGCUGUUGCUAGGAUUAUGGCACUGGGGUACCGAAGGUUUCCUUUCAUUAUUGCCAGCUUUGAAUUGGACGGGUAUACACAGUAUACACAGCUGGGAAGAUUCUGCAAAUAUCAUUGAGCCUCAGCCCGAUGCCUCUUAUGCUCUUCCAUACCCUGAUGAAACUAUGAAGGUAUUUGAUGCAGAUCGUGUGAUAGAGCUGGAAAAGAAAAUGGCCUUUAUGUCUAAGAAAUGGCAUCAUCGGGAUGAAGAAUAUAGUAAAAUGCUACUUCUCCUGCAAAGCCUUCAAGAUCAAGUUACCCAGAUGAAUGACAAAAGUGAAAUGCUGACACUCAUUAAAAAUGUGGUGGGACAGCAUAUUAAAGAAAUGAAGCCUGAUGAAACACUACACCCAGCGGGUGACUUUAUGACCUUGCACCAAGAACAUGAAUGGCGCAUUGUAGCUUUAGAAGAUCUCCUUGCAAAACUUUCUGAAAAAUCGGAGGGCAUUCAAAAGGAACUUGAACUAACCAACACACAAAGAGUGAGUGACACCGAUGAACAAAACAAACAUCUGUUAUCCAAGAUUAAACACCUAGAACUUGAGUUGGCUCACAUGAAAUCAGAACUGCUAAGUUCACAGGGUUUGAAGACUUGCUGUGACAGAAUGGAUACCCUUCAUGAAAAGGUAGAUGCCCAAGUUAAAGAAUCAGUCAAGAUCAUGCUUUUUGGCAACCAACAAGGAGACUUGCCAGAAUCGUUGCUUCAGUGGCUAACAUCCAAAUUUGUGAGCAAGAGUGACUUGCAAAAUUUGUUACAAGAUAUGGAAUUGCAGAUCCUCAAGAACAUAACUCUCCACAUGUCUGUCGCAAAUACAAAGUCAACUUCAGAGGUAGUAACGAGCGUUGUGAAUGAGGCUGGGAUUUCAGGCAUCACAGAAGCGCAAGCACGCAUUAUUGUCAAUAAUGCACUGAAGCUCUUUUCACAAGACAAGACUGGCAUGGUUGACUUUGCCUUGGAAUCUGGAGGUGGCAGUAUUUUGAGUACUCGCUGUUCAGAGACAUACGAAACCAAAACAGCUCUAAUUAGUCUCUUUGGAAUUCCCUUGUGGUACUUCUCUCAAUCUCCUCGCGUAGUGAUCCAGCCUGACAUGUAUCCUGGAAACUGCUGGGCUUUCAAAGGAUCACAGGGAUAUCUGGUUGUCAGGCUUUCCAUGAUGAUCUACCCUACAGCCUUCACCCUGGAACACAUACCAAAAACACUUUCACCAACAGGCAAUAUUACCAGUGCUCCAAAGGAUUUUUCAGUAUAUGGUCUUGAAAGUGAGUAUGAACAAGAGGGCGUACUUCUUGGGCAAUAUAUUUAUGAUCAAGAUGGAGAGCCAUUACAGAUGUUUCAAGUAACGGAGACAACUGAAAAACCAUUCCAGAUAGUGGAGCUAAGAAUAUUUUCUAACUGGGGCCAUACAGAGUACACUUGCCUCUAUCGGUUUAGAGUGCAUGGGAGACCUGCUGAAUGAAUCCUAUGUAUGCUUUCCUACUUCUGGAUGUAUAUUUUUUCUGUUUAUAUGUAUAUAAAGGUAAAGCCUGGAACACUGGAAUUCUUAAAAGAUACGUGAUGGGCUGCAGGUUCCAAGUUCUUGGCUAAGUAUAGAAGACUGCCAACAGAAUUGUAUAUCAAACCAAAAGGUUAUUUGCUCGGAUGCUCAGCUUGUACCUUCCAGACAGCUUUAUAUUUUUAACGUGUUCAUUCUAAGAAAAAUAUUGCAUGCCAACCACUCUCAUUUGCAAAACUCAGUUAACAAGCUAGUAAAUAUCUAUUUUAUUACUUUGCAAUAUAAGCUUUUUAAAACUUCUUUUUUGGCAGCUAGGAAUCUGUUUUCGUUGUGGGGGUUCACCUUCCCCACGUAUAUGAUUUUUAAAAAAACGACUGUGGAUGCAGUCUACCAUAUUCUGCAGUUGAAUAGUUUCCAGUCACUUUGACGGGGUUUGCAUGUGGUUCCAGCACAAGCCCUCUUUAAGGGAUGGAGACUGUGUGGCACCAGUAGUUGCUGCGUUGCCUUUUGGCCACAACCUCUCAGACCUGGUGCCGCUUCACAUACUUUUAAAUUCUCAGUAGGAUUUGACACCCGUGUUGCGUUUUUGAGGGAAAGUUUCUCAUUUCAUCUGGAAUUGUUUAAGAACAUCUUGUUAAAAGACACAUUUGGUAAGAAUAUAUUAUGUUUUAAUGUUACAGAUAGGAGAGGGAUAGAGCCAGAAGUCUAUUCAGACUGGUAACCAAACUGGAAAAACAAGAGAGAAAAGCGUCAUUAACAGGUGUUUUAAACAUAAAUGGCUUUAAAUUUUGAUUUUUUUAAAAAAAAAACUUUCCUUUUAAGCAAGUUGAUGGUUACAGUAGCUAAUAGUAGUUGAAUGCAUUAGAAGGUUUCCAUGAGUGGUAAGUACAAAUUUGGCCAAGCGUUUCAGCGUAAUAUCAACAGAAGUAUAUGCUGAAUAAAGGAGGAAGAGGUCUCAUCAAUAAGAAAUGGCCUUAACAGGGUUGAAUUAGAAUGGCUUACAAGAGUAGAUGCUGAGCGAUGGGAAAUAAUAAGGAAGUGGAAGUGGAACCAGAAUUAAAAGGAUGAUGCCAGAAAUGCUAAACCUCAGAUGUUUCAUCCCUGGGGCUUAUUCACACAUUCUCUCUUGUGCAGUUUAAUAUCCCAAGCCUCACUGGGUAUUCUGGGGUUGCUGCUAAUCUCUGGAAAGCCAGAGGAAACUUCACAAGAUUGAAUGUUGUUGAAACCUCAGGGGCAAAGUUUUGAUGUCACUUCUCCCAAAACAACUGUUAGUUUAAAAAAAACACCCAAACAAUAACAUGGUUAUGAACUUCAGGACAGAAAUGGAAGUUUUCCUAGAGCUCUUGUUACACAUGGAACUGGUUGCAUGCCCCGACAACUUGAUUUCUUUUAAAUUGGAAUUAUUAUUAGAAACCUUCCUUAGGAAAAAGAUUCCUGAAAGUGGUGGUGUGUGAAAAUCUUACCUUACGUUUUGCUUUUUUGGAGAGUUUAUAAUAAUUGUUCUUUUGGGAACAACAAGAUGGAGAGUUAAUGUAUGUUGCACAAAGAGUCCUCAAAUAUUUAUAGAGAGUUUUAUUUCCAGAAGACCAUUUGCUCGCCUAAGUUCAGCUAGAAAUAGAACCAAUGGCCUAUUGAGAAGAGCUUGUUAAAACCUGUACAGCUGUUUCAUAAACUGUAGGUUAAAUAUAUAAAUCAGAAUUAUCCUGUAUAAAUCCAAAUGGGGGAAGUUGACGGGGUGGGGAAUAUUUUGCAUAACACUAACUUAUUUUUUAAAGACGUAAGAUAGGACUUUGUGCAAUGUAUUUUUGUAAAUGCUUUUUUCAAAAUAUUUGUCUCUGGUAUCCUUUGCUGCCUCCAAACUGACAAGAAGCUAUUGAAAAUGUUUUAAGAGUUUAACUUUUGGAAAGUGCAUGUAAUAUUGGGAACUAAGUAAUAAAAGUUUUCUUUUUUUCCCC